AUGCGCCGAGGUGUCUACUGGACGGACAUGUCGGUCAGCAUGGAACGCCUCAUGCGGCUGCGGCCCACGCAGGUCAUCAACCAUUUUGGAGGGAUGCUGCAGAUCUGCCGCAAGCGCCCCAUGGCGAUCCACCUGGCUGCCAUGCAGCGCGCGGAGCCUGCCGCCUACGCCUUCUUCCCGGUAACGUUCAGUGUGCCGGGGGACGAGGCGGCGCUGCUGGCGGACGCGGCCCGCAGGGGGCGGCGGCAGGCGUACAUCAUCAAGCCUGACGCUGGGUGUCAGGGCAAAGGCAUCCGGCUGGCGCAGGGCGGCGCCGGCGGUUCCCGCGUUGCAGCAGCACUGGCGGCGCUCCCGCCUGGCUGUGCGGCGGUGGCGCAGCACUACUUGGCGCGGCCACUGCUGAUCGGAGGACUCAAGUUUGAUCUGCGGGUGUACGCAUUGGUCAGCAGUGUCGACCCCCUCAGGGUUUUUGUGUAUCGAGAGGGCCUUGCGCGCUUCUGCACCACGCCUUAUGCGCGCCCUGCCGCCGACAACCUCGGACGCCUCACGGCGCACCUCACAAACUACGCGGUCAACAAGAAGAGCGGCGCCUUCCUCGCCCCCUCAACCUCCGACGCCCCGACGGGUGGCAGCAGCGGCAGCAUCAGCAGCAGCGGCGGCAGCGGUGGUGAAGAGCAAGCAGCUGGAGCACAGGGGGCGGAGGUGUUGAGUCACAAGUGGAGCUUUGCUCAGCUGCGCCGCCGCCUGGAGUCAGAGGGCCACGCAUGGGAGCCUCUGUGGCGCGCUAUUGAGGGGCUGGUGGCGAAAUCGCUCAUCUCCGUGGCGCCCCUGCUGCAGGGCAGCUACAAGGCCGCCUUUCCCGGAACCUACAGCGACACGGCGGAUGGCAGCGGGCCGAGCGGGCGGGAGACUGCGGGCGACGCGUCGGCGGUGGCGGGGUCAAGGUCGCGCUGCUUUGAGGUCCUGGGUUUUGACGUGCUGCUGGAUGAGGGGCUGUCGCCGUGGCUGGUGGAGGUCAACCAUUCCCCUUCUUUCGGGACAGACUCGCCCCUUGACCGGUAG
This is a messenger RNA of Monoraphidium neglectum, 1062 nucleotides long. RefSeq names its product tubulin tyrosine ligase-like family, member 6. Gene Ontology annotation, cellular component: cilium. Gene Ontology annotation, molecular function: tubulin-glutamic acid ligase activity; tubulin binding. The record is from RefSeq and is a predicted model, not a curated record. Gene Ontology annotation, biological process: microtubule cytoskeleton organization; protein polyglutamylation. The coding region runs from base 1 to 1062 and encodes 353 amino acids. The transcript is spliced from 6 exons. NCBI's taxonomy places the organism in Eukaryota, Viridiplantae, Chlorophyta, Chlorophyceae, Sphaeropleales, Selenastraceae.